AUGCUUCUUCUACAGCUCCUUCUAUGGGUGGCGGUGGUUUCCGCAAACUUCGUUACCCCUCCUAGCGAAGACCCAUUCUACAAUGCUCCAGCGAACAUAUCCAACUACAAAAACGGCGAUAUCAUCGGGUGGAGACCGGCUCCAACGAGAAUCCGGUCCCUCUAUUUCCCCGUAAACGUCAAGAACGCAUGGCAGGUCCAGGUGCGUUCGGAAAACUCCCUCGGUGAACCGCAACAAAUCAUCACCACGAUUUUUGAACCGUACAACGGCGAUCCACUGAAACUCUUAUCGUACCAAACGGCCCAGGAUUCGGCGUCCAACGACUGUGCACCUUCCUACUCCGUCUUGUACAAGGCCUCCAUGAGCACCUUCAUGAUUCAAGCUGAGAUGUUGCUUAUACAGACCAUGUUGGCCAAAGGAUGGUUCGUAGUUAUGCCAGAUUACGAAGGUGUUCAAGGUGCGUUCACGGCAGGAAUUCAGUCUGGUCAGGCCACCUUGGACUCUCUUCGUGCCGCCUUGCACUCUAACGAAAUAUCAGGAAUCAGCCCGGAGGCCAAGGCUGCGUUUUAUGGUUAUUCUGGAGGAACAAUUGCUUCUGGAUGGGCUGCCUAUCUUCAGCCCAAAUACGCUCCGGAGCUCAAAAAGAACCUCAUUGGCUGUGCUGUGGGCGGCUGGGUCACCAACAUCACUUUGACUGCUCAGUCUACAGAAGGGUCCAAGUCUGUGGGGCUCGUCCCCAAUGCCAUCAACGGCUUGAUCAACGAGUACCCCAGUCUCGCGGGGCUUCUUGAGGAAGAGCUCUUUCCGGAAAAAGUGGAAGAUUUCCGUCUGUCGAGAGACCUCUGUGUCAGAGCAGCCACGCUGAAAUACCGCUACUCCAACUUUUUCAGCGGUGACCACAAGUGGGCUAAGAACGGCUGGGGGUUCUGGAGAAACCCUCGUCUUUUGGAGGUCAUCAACAAAAACACCGUGGCGGUUUCCCCCGACGGACCGAUUCCAGAAAUUCCCUUGUUUGUUUUCCACGGUGCUGCAGACCAGGUGGUGCCUUUUGCUGGAGCAAAGAGAGGUUAUGAAAACUUUUGCAAGUGGGGAGUCAAAAGCCUUGAGUUUGCCGUUUCCACUACGACAGGCCAUUACACCGAGGCUCUUCAGGGCACCGGGGCCGGUUUGGCAUGGCUUGAAAGGAUUUUCAACGGUGAAAAGCCCGUGGAGGGCUGUCAGGUUACACAUCGUUCUACGAAUCUUCUUUAUCCUGGCGCUGAUGCUCAGUAUAGGCAGAUUACGAACACACUUUUUAGUUCGUUUUUUGGGGGAAGAAUUGGAGAAAGUACAAGGGAGAGCAAUAAGUCUUCGGUGGUUAGUCAGACGUUGCUGCGUUUCUUUGUGUGGGCAUUUACUGCUUUUACUACUCCUUCACCUGAGCAGGUUUUCGACACCACUCCGGAUAUUGCUGUGGAGCUGGAGGUUGAGGACGCAGUUGAGGAGAUUGAGGUUUCUGUUGACGCUGAUUCUGUUGAAGCUUUGGAGGUUUCUGCAGAGUCUGGUUUCCCAGGUGAUGUUGAGGUUUCUGAUUUUGCUUCUCAGGAGGAGGUAGCUUCCGAUGUUUCCACGGCUUCUGAUAUAUCUGUUGAGACCGAGAGUACUACAGAGCGGGUAAUUGACGAAUUGUGA
This is a messenger RNA of Candidozyma pseudohaemuli, 1671 nucleotides long. RefSeq lists its product as uncharacterized. The record is from RefSeq and is a predicted model, not a curated record. Gene Ontology annotation, biological process: lipid catabolic process. The transcript has a single exon. Bases 1 to 1671 code for a protein of 556 amino acids. Gene Ontology annotation, molecular function: triacylglycerol lipase activity. NCBI's taxonomy places the organism in Eukaryota, Fungi, Ascomycota, Pichiomycetes, Serinales, Metschnikowiaceae.